Molecule: messenger RNA, 1730 nt
Organism: Trifolium pratense (red clover)
Lineage: Eukaryota; Viridiplantae; Streptophyta; Magnoliopsida; Fabales; Fabaceae
Exons: 2
Coding region: 733-1245 (170 amino acids)
Molecular function (GO): protein dimerization activity
Source: RefSeq, a predicted model, not a curated record
GUGAAAGUGCAGAGAAACAUCGUAAGAUCGUGAAAGCAGAGAUCUUCCACGCGUUGUUUUAGUUAUGGGUUUAUAAAGAUUCAAUUCAACCCGUUUCGCCCCAACCCAUUUGAUAUGUUUUUUACCCGGUUCAAAUUACACCGACCUGACCCGAAAACGAUCCGCUUCACCUAAAAAGCUGCUCGUUGUACAUCUAACCCUGAUUACAUGGGAAAAAGGAACGGUUUCACCUAUAAACAUGAUUGCGUAUCAAAAAAAUCAUAUGGAACUGGGAAUUUUGCAUCGAGCCUUGCAUUCCUAUCUCUAUUCAUCAACUAUAUCACUAAUUUCAUUAAUGGUUGCUAAUUAUUCAAUCGUAUUCCCUAGGUCAGUCUCUUCUAUAAAUUCUCUUCAUCUCUAUGAACCAUUCUCAUCUCUUCAACCUCUCAGAACUGCACUUGCUCAUAUUUGCAAUUCUUAUUUCCUUUCAAAUUUUCAAUCAUGUCUUCAUCCAUUGUGGGACAUCAUUGAUGAUAGAUGGGAUAGGCAAAUGCACAGGCCUUUGCAUGCUGCUGGAUACUAUCUCAAUCCCAAAUUACACUACAGUGCUGAUUUUAAAGCUGAUUUUGAAGUUAAGCGUGGUUUGUAUGACUGUUUGCAAAAGAUGAUUGGUGAUGUGAAAGAAAUUACUAUAAUUGAUGCUCAAUUAGAAAGCUUUAAGAAAAAAGUGGGGUUUUUGGAGGUCCAAUAGCAAUGGCUGCACUUGGAACAAAAACUGCUGCACAAUGGUGGGAGUCUUAUGGGGAUGAGCAUCCGGAGCUUCAGAAGUUUGCAAUCCGUGUGCUAAGUUUGACUUGCAGCUCAUCCGGGUGUGAGCGAAAUUGGAGUGCAUUUGAGAUGGUCCACACAAAGAGGAGAAAUCGGUUGAAACAAAAAACUAUGAAUGAUGUUGUCUUUGUGAUGACCAACUCAAAGUUAUCGAAGAAGAACAAGACUAGAAAUGUGGUAGAUUGUGAACUUGAAUUUGAUGAGAUUGAUUCCGAUAAUGAAUGGAUUGUUGAAGAGACAGGUGACAAUGAAAUUUUGGAUUUCACUAUAGGUGAGGAUUUGGAUGGGGAAGCUCAAAAUGAAGAACAUGAAGUGGCAACUGCUGAAGAUGAAUUUGCAAUUCAUAAUCUGGAUGAUGAGAUUGAAGGAGAUGAAGAUGCUAUGGAAGACAUGCGAAUUGGGUUUGAUCAGAAUUUCUUGAACAACUUGAUGAAUUAGGGGUUUUUAAGUUUUUAAGAGUAUAAGGGUCGAUGUUCUAGUUUUAAGUUUAGGAGUCUAAGUUAUUUUUCUAUGUUCUAGUUUUUAAGUCUAAGCUAUUUUGGUUAUGUUAAAGAGUAUUGAAGUUUUUAUGUUUAAGAUUAUGUUUAAUAUUAAUGAAGUUUUUAUGUUUAAGAAAAUUUGUGGGAUCUUACGAUCCUUGUUACGAUCCUACGAUCUACGAUCUUUCUUUACCCCAACGAUCUUUAGUGGGAUCUCGAUCCUGACAACCAUGGGCCUAUUUGAAUAAACAACUUAAUUAAACGCUUAUAGUAUAAAUGUUUUUCAGAUAAGUGUUUAUGUAAGAACUAUUUUUAUAACAAAGAUAAAAUAAAAUUAUCUGUCAUAUAAGCUAUAAGCAGCUUUCAUAAGCUACCUUGGAGAACUUAUAGAAAUAAGCUGAUAAUAGCUUAUGGACAUGUUAUAACCUGUUUUCAUAAGCUCUU